AUGGCGCUUGAUAUGAGGAAAAACCAAGAUGCACUUAUCAAGGCUUAUCGGGCAGUUGUGGAUGACAAGUCUGAAACGGAUUGGUUGAUAUUCGGAUAUGAAGGUCAAUCUUCAACCCUCAAAUUGGUUGCAAAAGGAGAUGGGGGAAUUGAGGAGAUGGCGGACGACCUGAAUGGUUCAAAGAUUAUGUACGCUUACUGUAAGGUGAUGGACCCUAACACCAACCUGCCCAAAUAUGUCCUCAUUAACUGGCAAGGAGAAGCAGCUCCAGAAGCUAUGAAAUUCAAAUGUGCCAAUCAUGUGCGGGAUGUCAGUGGCUUUCUCAAGCCAGUUCAUGUGACCAUUCAAGCACGAAGCGAUGAUGAUGUGGAUGAGGACAUCAUUGUUGGCAAGGUUUCCAAGGCAUCAGGAGCCAAUUAUAGUGCACACAGUGAGAAACCCAAGAAACCAGCAAAAGAUGGCCCUGUGGGCUCUGUGUACAAGAGAGUGAAUAUUGCUAAUGAAAUCAACACCAAAACUCGUGAUGAAUUCUGGGCUGAGGCGGAGAAAGAGGAACAAAAACGAAUCGCUGAGGAACGGAAAAAAAAUCAAAGUGAAAGACAUCGUGAGGUGGUGGAGAGGAAGGAAAGGGAGAAACAAGAAACAGAGAAACGUGAGGCACAGGUGCGAGAACGAAUGAAGGCUAUUACAGAACAGCGCAAAUUGGAGCGUCGUCUAAGUCAGCAAGACUCCGAGUCUGAAAAACAACGAUGGGAAAAGGAACAGGCAGCAGCAUUUCAAGAAGAAACAGAAAGAGGAAAGCGAAGCGAUAUAUUAAGGAGGGAACGUGCAGCAGAAGCAUCUAAACUGACCUCCAAUUCAGCCGCUAAUGCAAGGGCGUUGUUCCGUAGGAAAGAAUCGGAGAGUAUGGAUGAACCGCCAUCUCCUAUCAGGAGAGGGCCACCUCCCCCUCCAAAGAAACUUCGGCAGCCAGCCUUUCUUCAUCAAGAACAGCAACAUCACGAACCGAAAAAACCAAUCAUUUUGCCGACAGAAAAUACUAGUGACAGCGUCUUAUCUCAAGAUCAGAACCAGUCAAAUCACCAUGUGAGGGAACCCUCCCCUCCUCCUAGGGAACCUUCCCCGCCCCCAAGAGAACCUUCCCCGCCCCCUAGAGAACCUUCCCCACCCCCAAGAGAACCAUCUCCUCCCCCUAGGGAGCCUUCCCCAGAGACUCAGCAGCCAGUGAUGCGGAAUCCUUCACCCCAACAGCCAGUAAUGAGGGACCCAUCACCUCCUCCUCAAGACACACAGUUACCUAGGGGCCGUAACCUCCUUGCUGAAGGACUGCCAAAACGUCAGUACUCAGACGACGAGGAGGAGAAGGAUGAUGACUGGGAUGAUAAUGAAGAUAGUCCUCCUGAGGUGCCCUCAGUACAUGCUGUCCAGCCUCAGUUUGAAGAAGGUGAGAUUGAUGCUUACCAACAACAGAUGCAGGAGGAAGCUGAGGACCAAGGAGUUUGUGCACGGGCACUCUACGACUACCAAGCAGCGGAUGAGACUGAAAUAACCUUUGACCCUGAUGACAUCAUCACAAAAGUUGAACAGAUUGACCCUGGAUGGUGGAUGGGCACGGACCCCUCAGGAAACCAUGGAAUGUUUCCAUCAAACUAUGUUGAGCUCAUAUAAUUUUUUCAAAUAUCACAAGCAGUUGGAGAACAGUGUGAGCCAUAGAUAUGUGAUAUUCACCUUCAAACAAAAUUAAAGCUGUGCACAGAGCAUUGUCAAUCAUACGUUUAGAAAUUGGUGUUAAAGUGUUUGUGAUUGAAACAUUUGUUCAUUGCAAAAUUGGAUGUAUUUUUGUUUUGAAAAAGGAAGUGAUGUAGACUAAUUGCUUUGAUAACACAGACCCUUACACGCUUGCUGUUCCAUCUUAAACAGAAACACUAUAGUUAUGAUAUAGUAAUGCUACGUUAAUGCUAUAGAAGUGUUAUGGAAAUUAUACGAUAGUAUUACCCAAAUGGUAUGAAGUGUGAUGGAAAUGCUACGGAUGAUGCUUUGAAAACGCUAAGUUUUUUUGUAAAAUACAGAAUGUGUUUUGAUUUGUAAGAAAGACAAUACUUAUACUACAGUCUACAUUACUUUAUCUAUUUAAUGUUGAGAGCCAAUCAAAAUAGCUUCUGGUAGAUGAUGGAUGUAAAAAAGGAGUAAUUUGUAUAAAUGUCAAAAUGUUGCCAGAAAUGACCUUUUUAAGCAUUUGAACUACGUCUGAAUUACAGGUCUUGCGACAUCUCCAGAUCCAUAUUCAGACUUGUUUAGUUGCUUUAUUACAAUACAUUUUACAUAUCUCACAUCAGGUCAUUUUAUUUAUCGCAUAUAAAGUUAAUUCAUGGUUGAGUGAGUUUUAGUUAAUAGACAAAAAAGUCAAGAUGUUCCAGGGCAUGUACGCUGAACAGGUACUAGACACACCUGGAUUGUUUGUCUCAGAUGACUGCAUAAAGGUGACACCUAUUUUCAUAACCGACUGUUUUACACCAGAAACAAGUCUUAAUUGAUGUGAUAUAAAGCUGAUGCGGUAUAGGAAAUGAUGUUGAGUUGAUCAAGAUUUAGACGUAUACCUGUACAGCCAGCCCUUCAAAAUAGUAGACUUCAAAUAAAUUACUUUUUACAGAUUUCGUUUUGGAUAUAAUCAAUCAUAAAAUAAAUUAUAUAUUUUCAUAAAAAGUAUGAAUCGUAAAAUUUUUAAUCACAUGUUUAAUAGAUGUUUUUCGAGUGGGAAGCCAAAAACGCUGCACAGUAGUAGUAAGGAAAGGGCCCCGAUAUGUUCUAGUAGUGGAACGGAUAUGCUACAGUUAAAAGUUAAAAUGGAACAGAAAAACGUGGAUUGAUCUGUGUGAUAGGAAAUAUGAAAAUUUUGGAAAUUUGGAAUAUUUUUUGUUGCCAAGUUAUGUAUGCAGAGAUUAGGGGAAAAUAUCCUAACAACAUUUUAUGACUAGCUGUCUAAUAUUGUUAUUUUGUAUAUGUAGCCAAACAGAUGUGUUGUUAUAGAAACAUACUUUUAAAAGUCAUCCAAUCAGAAAUGGUGUUAUUCAAAUAAUUUUGGAAAUUCAGAAAUUUUGUAGAAGUGAAUUCAGAAAUGACAUUUUGCAAAUAGUUCAGAUGUGUAAUUCUGAUUGUGAUAAGCAUUUGGAUAAGAUAAGUAUUAUUUUAAUGGCUAAUGUUAAAUGUAAAAACUUGUUUAUUUUUUACGCUGACUAUUUGUCGAUGGAUAAACAACCCAUUGUAAACAAUUAUUGUAAGCAUAACUGGUUUGUCAGGGUUGAUAUUUAACAGCUGCAGGUUGUUCUAUAUAUAUCUAUUUUAAAUGUGAAACUUUCUUGAUAAUAUCCGCUGUCAGCAUGUUUCCAUUUUAAUUUGAUAAAAAUUAAUAUUGUGUGUAAAGAUGAAUAUGGAUUCUUUUAUAGAAAAUUGUAAAAAUUAUAUCUUCAGCUGCUUGCGUUGUUCAUGUUAGUCUAUUAAGCAUCUGCUCAGGAAGUGACAGGAGUAAGAAAGAUUUCACACCUCAGACCAACAACGGGCUUCUACAUGUAUUCCCCAUUCCAUGUUUGCUUUUUGUGUGAACUUCACUGGUUUUCUUGCCAAUGACUCCAUUGUUUGCUAUUUCUUUGAAUAGAAAGAAAUGAAAAAAUUAAGAAAUCUGACCUACAUUUAUCUCCUCUGUUUGAUUAUUGUAGUACUACAUCAAUGGUAAACUUUCUAUAUUCUGAGGUUGAAUUCUUGCUCAACCAAUGAAGGGAGAACUGUUUCCUGGAUAAUGAUAUAGCAUAUGUUCAGAUUUCCUUAGGGAAUUACAGUAGAUAUGGGCAGGCAUAAUACCAAGAGUGGGCUUUUUUUUUUUUAAAUAAAUAUGGUAUGUCAGAUUCUUUAAAAUCAUUCUUUAUACCUUAAAAAAAAAAAAUCCUGCGGAAAUAAUUUUUUUGAAAAUAAUUGGUAGGUUUAAAAUAUAUAUCUCUGUAGCUGUAAUUUUGGAGUUUCCAUUUUCAUUUGUCUUUUUCAAUGCCCUACUUGUGUUGUUUAUUGAAAACCUUUUUUUUUUUAAGAAAAUUUAAGUUUUGUUAUCAUGUUGAAUACUGCCCGGUUGCAGUCUGUCAUUUUGUCCCCUGUUAUUCUGAUUUACACUGAAGACUUGUGGAUUCCUCUAGGAACCACAAUCGACUGAGGUUGUUCUCUUUCAUUGGAUUAUACUAUUGUUAUGUUCUGUGCACUAGUUUUAUACAUCAUCCACAUUACUUUUAUAUAGCCAAGUCCCUUUCAACCAAAAAUACAGCAGGGGAAAUACAUUAAAAUUCUGUAUCGAGACAGUAGAAAUCACAUUUACAAGUAUUUUAUUGUGUACUUAAUAAAAAUCUAGAAGUAUUAUUUUGUGAAUUUGUAUUUUUAAUAAUUUUAAUUGAAAUGUCUUAAAUCAUUGUCCAUGACUAAUGACUUGUUUUUUGUAUACCUGGUAAAAUUGUGUCUGGUUUGUAGGUUUACUUUGUAGACGAUUUUCUGAAGGCUAUUCCAGUAAAACAUGGACUUGACCGCAGGACUUAAAUCACAUCUAUAAAUGGUUUGGUUUCCAGUCUAUAACUUCUAAGAAAGAAAUAUAACUCUUUUGGUAGUACACCUAAACAAAACCAUGAGUCCUGGGCUUAGAUAGAUGUUUAACUGGAAUAAUGUGGAGGAAAAAUGUACUAAAUUGUAUGUGAAAGGUUUUCUUGGUUAAAUGUGAAGUCUAUCAGGUGAACCAAUGAGCUUUGUGUCAGGUGUUUCUGGGGAGCUUUGACCUGGAUUUUACCUGUAGAUGUUGCCUAAAGUUUCUACUUGCCAGCUGACUUGUUUGCUGUUUCCAGCGAUCUAUAUAACAGAUCACAGGAUGAUGAUUUAAGAUAAAACUGUCUUAUUCAUACAUAUAUUAUCAACUCAUCCAUCAAACACUAGAAAUUAUUUAAUCAUUAUGACAGACUACUAACACAAUUUUGAAAUGUUUUUGACCUCACAAUUUUGAUGUGGAUGGGACAGUGCAACUUGUCUGUUGUAUCCUGUUGAAACCUGUCCCAAAUCCAUAUCAUCUCUCUAGCAACAUGAUUUCUCUUAGGAUUUUGAUCCAAGAGAAUGAAUACAUAUACAAGGGUUAACUAAGAGACAUGUUUCUGCUCAAGGGUUAUAAAGUCAAGGUCACUGUUUCUAUUUAUAGAAAUUGGUUUAAUAAUGACUUUUCUGCACUGGAGAAGGAGUGUUGCGUGUCUCAGAUUUUUUUUAUAUAAUGCUUGUUUAUAAUACAAUAAUUAUUUGAUUUUUGUUCUUAUUUAUAAAUUUAAAAAAAAAUCAUAAACAAACAUACAAUCUCAACAGAUUUCUGCAAAUUGUAGAUGAUUAUUUAUUCUGAUAAGAUUUGAGACAUCUUCAUCCAUUAUCUUGUGUUUCAGAUUGUUAAAUCAUCUCAUGCAGAGAUGAACGUUAUUAGAUAUAUGUUUAUUCAAGACAGAAAUUUUCAGCUUAUAAAAACUUCAGUAGAAGCAGACAUAAACCUAAUGAUGGAAUUUAUAAUAUUCAGUACACUUGUAUCAAUAAAAUCGUAUUUUUCUUCCUUACCUUAUAACAAAUCAUAAAUUAAAAAAAAAAAAAAAAAAAUGGAAGUCUGCAUGUUGAGUAAAGUGUCCUUUUUCAUCACUUUGAUAUCAAUUUUGGAGUCAUACGUUUCUCUUUGCUCAUAAAAUCCCAUGGUAACAUGGAACAUUUUUCCAAACAUUAAAGAGCUCUAUGUUACAGGCACAAACAGAUAUGAAAGCAUUAUCCCCCAAUAUUUGAUGAUACUGUAAAUAUUUGAUAGUGGUCAGAGGUUGAACUGUCGCAAAUAGAACAUUGUCAAAACCAUCUGCAUUUGAAUAUGUUAUAUAAAUCUAUUCAUGUUUUCUCUCAUGCUCACACUUGAAAACUUCAUAAAAAAUAUAUGAUUUGUUAAAUUUUUUAUUUGUUUGAGUAGCAGUAACUGUGUUGAUGUACGUAGGCUUCAAUUGUUUGCGGCAUCUGUGUCAUAUCUAUUUAUAGGAAAACUAUUAUAUAUAAUUAUAUUAUGUUAAUUGUGUUUUUGUCUUGGUUGUUAGCUUCAUAGCGUUUCAUUUAGAUUAAGAUUUUAUAUAUAAUAGGAUUUUGUUAUUUUCUUUGAAAAAUGAUAAACUGUCAGAAUAUAGAUAAGUCAUACUUGGUAUAUAAAUUGGUUUUAUAAACAAUCUGCAAUUGAGAAGAAUGGUUGAAUGAAGAAAAACGUUGAAAGAUAUUGGAAAAAAUUUAUCUUUUUUUUUCAUAGAAUUAUUUCUGUAGGAAAUUUUAUAAUUUCUAAAGUCUAUGAAACAGAUUAUAGUCAAUACAUAAUAAGCAUUACAUACAUAUUCUACAUUCCAAUAAAAACUUGUGAUUUCUCAUCUUGAUUGAUUGAUUUCAUUUACUAUAUUGGAGUAAAAAUUUCUUGGUACAUUUACAAGAAUAAUUGAAAUUUUGUGAAGAAUGGAAGUUGCUCAACGCCCUUGCCAGUGGCAACCAAGGGACGAGAAUCACCGGAUCACAUUGAUCAUAUCUGUUUGUUUAAAAGAUAUUUACUCAGUAUUUAUUUGAACAUCAUGGAAAACAAUGAAAAUGAUAGAUUUAUAAAACAAAAUUAGAUUCUAAGGAAAUAUAAGAUUUCAACAAUCAUACAAGUGUAAGAUAUUCUACAGGAAAAAAAUUUGUAAAUCACUGUUUCUUCGGGGUUUUUUUAUCUAUGCAAACUUUCUUUAGUUCAGCGCAUGCUACAUAUAUGGUAUUUCAUUAUUAUAUUCUAUAACGGUCAGACCGUAAAAAUAGUAUUAUUAUUGUUGUGUUGUCCGAUUUGAAAAAUUUGGUAUAUAUUAUGAAUGUUUUUAAAAACAUAAUUCUUCUUCUCUUUAUGGGUAAUGGCUCAAUAUCAAAAAGUGCUUGUUUUUCUGUUUUAGGGUGAGGAUUUCAGAAUUUGCCAAUGCUGUCUCUGUUUGGUUCUUCACCAAUUUGCACUAGUCUGUAUGGUUGUUAAACAAGAUGAAAAUAUCAUCAAUGGUAUAUAGUUUUGCCCUGCUUGGAUUCCCAUGCUUAACUUUAUAUAAAUGGAUUGAUGAAAUGUAUUAUUAUAAAUAUAUCAGUUUUACACUGUGGAAUCGAACAAUAUUUGUAGAUUUUCUGACAGUCUCCUCAACUAUAUAGAGGUAUCAUGUUUACAGGUAUAUUAUUGCUAAUAUGAUUUACUGAGAAAUAAUAAAUAGCUUCCUUCAAAGGAUUCUAGAAACAUCAAUAA
Molecule: messenger RNA, 7324 nt
Organism: Ylistrum balloti
Lineage: Eukaryota; Metazoa; Mollusca; Bivalvia; Pectinida; Pectinidae
Product: drebrin-like protein B
Exons: 13
Coding region: 1-1668 (555 amino acids)
Biological process (GO): postsynaptic actin cytoskeleton organization; regulation of actin filament polymerization; neuron projection morphogenesis
Cellular component (GO): dendrite; postsynaptic membrane; postsynaptic density
Molecular function (GO): actin filament binding
Source: RefSeq, a predicted model, not a curated record